Auxenochlorella protothecoides is the source of this 2544-nucleotide messenger RNA. RefSeq names its product Lactase-phlorizin hydrolase. NCBI's taxonomy places the organism in Eukaryota, Viridiplantae, Chlorophyta, Trebouxiophyceae, Chlorellales, Chlorellaceae. Gene Ontology annotation, biological process: carbohydrate metabolic process. The coding region runs from base 1 to 2544 and encodes 847 amino acids. The transcript has 11 exons. Gene Ontology annotation, molecular function: beta-glucosidase activity. The record is from RefSeq and is a predicted model, not a curated record.
AUGAAACCUGAUGCUCAUGUGCCCAAGGAUUUGCUGCGCCAUGGCACAGACGAUCCAUUCUACGUCGGCUUCUCCAUGUCCGUGUACCAGUCCUCGGGCCAUGACCACAGCAGCUGGGGCGAGUUUGGGCGGUCGAGGACCUGGUAUGGGGGCCACACCAUCCAGGGCAAUCAGCAGUGUGGGGAGUCCUGCAAUUUCUGGGAGCUGUUCGAUGCCGACAUCGAGCGAGCCGCUAGCCUGGGUGCGAAUUGCUUCCGCAUCUCCCUGGAGUGGAGCCGCAUCGAGCCGGAGAAGGGGGAGAUCGAUUCCGCAGCUGUGCAGCGCUACCAUGAUAUCAUCGACAGCCUGGAGCGGCACAAGAUCGUCCCCUUUGUGUCCCUGCACCACUUCGUCCAUCCCAUCUGGUUUGAGCACCUGGGCGGCUUCCAAAAGGAGGAGAACAUUGCCUUCUUUGUGGACUAUGCCAAGCUGACUUUCAGGCUGUUUGGCUCCCGCAUCAAGUACUGGAGCACCUUCAACGAGCCCGGCAUCGCCAGCUUCGCCGGUCUGAUGAGCGGCACCUUCCCCCCCGGCAAGAUCCUGCGCAUCGCGGGGACGGCCCGCCACCUGCUUCACAUGCUGCAGGCCCACACCCGUGCCUACGAAGCCAUCAAGGCCAUGCCCGGCGGCGAUGCGGUGCUGGUGGGCAUCGUGCACAAUUUCUUCUGGUUCGAGCCCAAGCAGGCGUGGUGGGUGCCCAGCUAUGUCCGCACCAUCUGCAAGUUCCUCAACCUCAUGUGGGGCAACGAUACCGUGCUAGAGUAUCUGCGCACAGGGAGAUUCGAGUCCAAGGCCAGCUGGUUUGUUCCUGGGGUCUACUACCAGAACCCCACCGGCAGGCCAGGGUGCGACUUCUUCGGUCUCAACUACUACAGCAGGGGCGUUAUCGACUGGAAGCUGAUGCCGUCGUGCCAGCCGGGUGAAACCAUGACCGACAUGCCGUAUGCCCUCCAUCCCGACGGCCUGAAGAAGGCGCUGCACUCCAUCAACCGCCUGGAUGUACCCAUCUACAUCACGGAGCUCGGGGUGGCGGACAGCGGCGACGACAUGCGACGCAAGCUGAUCGAGGGUUACAUGCCCAAGGUGGCCGAAGCUAUGGAGGAAGGGUGCGACGUGCGUGGUGUGCUCUACUGGUCCCUGAUCGACAACUUUGAGUGGCAGAUGGGCUUCAAGAUGAAGUUUGGCAUAUACAACUGGGACAAUGACGGCAGCCAGAAGCGGACCCUGCGUGACAGCGGGAAGCUGCUCACACAGUGGUUCAAGCGUCUGACGGAGUAUGCGGCAGGGAAGGGGCUGCCGGUGGGCGUGGCCCUCAUGCGGUCCAUGCAUGUGGACCCCGGGCAGGAGCCCGGCGCCGCGGCCGAGGCCUUUGCCCACGCUGUGCACGCUGCGUGGGGCGUGGGCAGCGCGGCCUGCAACAAUGGCGUGCUCCUGCUCCUGGCCCUGGACCAGCGCCAGGUGUACAUCUCCACGGGGGCCGGCGCGACCAAGGCGCUGCCCGACGCCCACCUGGCCGCCAUCAUUGCCGCCGCCCGGCCUCUGCUGCGGCGCCAGCUCACGGGGGAAGCCGUGCAGCAGAUGGUGGUGGACGUGGGGUUGGGCCUGGCCGGCAGCCCAGGUCCCCGCCAUGACAGCGAGGACGGACUGGACUGGGUUGGCGUCGGCAUCUUCGGCACCGUCGCCGCCGUGAUCGGGGGGUCCAUGUGGUGCGUGGACCUAUGGAAGCACUGGCGCAGGAAAAAGGAGUUCAAGGCCUGCAAGCGCAUGCUGGACAAGAUCAAGCGUGAGCAGGACAACCUCCGCACGCAUGCCUGGUCCCGGCCUGCGAGCUGCCCAGUGUGUCUGGAGGACUUCAGCGCGCCCCCUGGCCCCGGUGAGGGCGCGGAAGGCACAGUGCCUUCAUCCACCGCCGACGAGGCAAGGGCCAGCAGCAGCUCAGCCCCGUCCGCGCCGCUCCUGCCUGGGGGCGACGCCGGGGUGGGCCUGCGCCGCCGGAGCGGGGGCCAGGAGGGCGCCAAGGAGGGCUCCGGGGACGGCGACGCCAAGACCCCGGUCACGCUGCGCUGCGGUCACACCUUCUGCGAGCCAUGUCUGGAGCAGUGGCUGGACAACCACACCAACUGCCCCAUCUGCCGGCAGGACGUGUCCACCCCGCCUGGGGCCCCCACUGGCAAGGGACAGCCGGCCACGCAGCAGCAGACGUCGACCGCUGAGGAGCGGGAGCGCGCCCAGCGUGCCGCCCAGGAGGUGCUCAACACCGACCUCAGCUUCCGGCUUCUGAUGCUCCAACGCAUGUACCCCUGGUACCUCACCGACGACAUGAUCGGGCGGUGGACGGGGGAGGCGCGGGAGACAGGGACCUUCGACUGGGCGGGCACCCGCGAGUUCCAGCUGCGCGACCCAGGCGUCGCGGCGCAGCAGCGGGAGUCCGGCGCCUCUGGCUUCGGAGGCGGGUGGGGCGGCGGGCACAGCGUCGGGGGGGGCGGUGCGGGCGGCAGCUGGUGA